Molecule: messenger RNA, 2502 nt
Organism: Mixia osmundae IAM 14324
Lineage: Eukaryota; Fungi; Basidiomycota; Mixiomycetes; Mixiales; Mixiaceae
Exons: 6
Coding region: 1-2502 (833 amino acids)
Biological process (GO): regulation of transcription by RNA polymerase II
Cellular component (GO): Set3 complex
Molecular function (GO): protein binding; transcription corepressor activity
Source: RefSeq, a predicted model, not a curated record
AUGUCAAAUUUGAACGGCACAGACUCGCCAGUCGACGCAGAAUCCACGAAACACGACCAGCCAAAAGAGGCCCGUCCAAGAGAGAGCGAGCAGGGGAGGGAGGAGCCCGGUAUACCGCCCAUGACGUCUGAGCAGAUCAACCUGCUCAUCCUCACCUACCUCUCCGAAGCUGGCUUCAAGCAUUCCUCGUUCGCCUUUCUACACGAGAGCCGUCUGAGCGACUCAAAGAUGCUCGACCUCGAAGUACCGCCUGCCCGGCUGAUCAGGCUGCUUCACAAGGCUCUGCUCUACUUGGAAGCAGAAGCGAGGUUCAGGGGCGACGACACGAGCCGGAACCCGCCUAGACUGGUGCAGUACGACAUUCCUGACGCUCUCCCACUGCCCAGCCUGCUCAAGACGCAGCAAGCCAUCAACGGCACCUCUCAGACCGACACACGGCUCAGGAGAGACGUCGAAGUCCAGACGACAGCGUCUGAUCUCACCCAGCAGCCUGUGAAAGCCGACUUGCCUCACUCGACGGCUGCUCAGGUGACCGGCGACCCCUCGGCGCCAAUGGCUCUCGACGAGAGCUCACCAAGGCCGGCGACUGCUGACCUCGUUCCUGCUGAAGAACCCAACGAGUCUAGUCUCCCUGUCGGCAUGCCCGCGGAAACGACAUCAGACACAUCGGCUGACGUCCAAAGGACGCUCAAACGAAAGAACACGUCGGACGGCGACGCUGAUAUGAGCACUGCGCCGCACGAUAUUGUGCAGCCAGGCGAAGUACCACAGCAGAACGAGGAUGAUGCAGCGUCGGCUGCUAAGCGAGUUCGGAUGGACGAAGAGCCUGUCAUCCAACUAGGCAAUGCUAUAGUCGAUGGGAGCACGAAUGCUCACGACCCAUCGCCGGGUGCUGCAGAUCCGGUCGCCCCCAUCAGCGCACACAAAGAUGGACUACUCCGAGAGCAAGUAGCGACAGAGGAGCCUGCGCUUCCCACCCCACCUCUGUUGGAAACGCCAAUAGAAGCGACAGCUAUACCCAGGAAGCGGUCCAAAUCACCGGCCAUCUCCAUGAAUGCGCUGACCUCAAAAGAUCCACCGCCGCCAGUUCCAAAAGUGCGCGCGCUAUCGCCUGUCGUGCGGACAGUCACCACUACUACCACUACGACCACGAAAGUCAGGCCAGGCAAGACCGCGAAAGCGGCAAAGGCGAUACCGCCGCCUCCGCGAAGGAAACCUGAAGCGAAUGACGAGGCCAAGCCAGCCGUGAAGCCAAUCUCAGACGUAGAGCCACAAUCAGCGAUCAAGACUGAACCUGCGCCGACCACGCUCCCUGCGCCUGCUCUCGCGGCGGCGCCACGAGAUGAGCGGCCAGCGCCAUUACUGAAGACGAUCGCACAUCAAGACGUCAUGAAGCUCAAAGGCCACAGCAACUCCGUUCAGGCAUGCUCUUGGAACCCGAAAGUCUCUUCGAUGCUCGCGACGGGGUCACACGACUCCACAGCGCGGAUAUGGGAUGUCCCACUCACUGCACCAACACCCAAUGCAACCCUUGAAGACUCUGUACUCUGCAAGCACGCCUCUGCGCAACGGAAAGCCGACGUACCUACCUGUCGAUGGAAUCCUGACGGCACGCUCUUUGCAACAGGAUCUGAAGACGGCAUAGCGCGCGUAUGGACACCGUCGGGCGAUCUGCACCUCGUACUAUCGAUGCAUCAGCAAACGAUCUAUAGCCUGCGCUGGAACUCGACGGGCACAAUGCUACUGACCGGCAGCCUCGAUCAUUCAGUCUGCCUGUGGGAGCUCGGUUCUGGGCGAGUGAAACAACAAUGGGAGAGUCAUGCGGAUUCGGUGCUCGAUGUCGACUGGCUAGACGAUACCGUCAUGGCCUCUGGCUCGAUGGACAAGACUAUUCACAUACUGAAGAUUGGGCGGUCGUCGCCAGUACAUCGAUUCAAAGGUCAUCAAGACGAGGUCAACACAAUAUCAUUCGAUCCGGGAAGAACAAUGCUAGCGAGCGGAUCAGACGACCAGUCUGUGCGCGUCUGGUCAAUGCGCGGGAUAGGCGGUAAUGCGACGGACGAGCUAGACGACAGCGAAGAGCACAACGUCAUCAAUAGGCGAGAUGGGUGUCUCAUUCUCGAGGGCCACGAGCGAGAAGUGCACACGCUCGCAUGGCAUCCUGGCACCCGGCCAGGCGCGACACGAAUAUUAGCAUCCGGGUCUUUCGACGGCGACACGCGGCUGUGGGAUGUCGACAAAGGCACUUGCAUCUUCAGGCUAUCGCGACACACGGAUUUUGUCUAUUCGCUCGCGUUUCUGCCCUUCCACGGCACGUAUUUGGCGACAGCUUCAAACGACGGCCUGAUGUCUAUCUGGCGCGUAGCAGAUGGCAAGCUGCUGAUGGACUUUCAGCACGAGGGACCGAUCUAUGAGAUCGCAUGGCAUCCGGCGCGGCCCCAGAUCGCAGUGGGUGGCCUGGCAGGCCUGGCAGUAGUAGGCACAAGCGAUCUCGACGCUUGA